Messenger RNA from Salvia miltiorrhiza (redroot sage), 4207 nucleotides. RefSeq names its product C2 and GRAM domain-containing protein At1g03370-like. The record is from RefSeq and is a predicted model, not a curated record. NCBI's taxonomy places the organism in Eukaryota, Viridiplantae, Streptophyta, Magnoliopsida, Lamiales, Lamiaceae. The transcript is spliced from 9 exons. Bases 635 to 3817 code for a protein of 1060 amino acids.
AAAAAAAGAAAAAAAGAAAAAAGAAAAAGGGAAUUGCAUCUGAAGACUUUGCAUGCGUUUUCUCCAACUUCAACUACGUUUCCCCCCUCUUCUCUCUCUUCCUCUCUCUCCAACUUACGUAGGAGAACAAAAUCAAUUCCAGAUACCCAGUAAUUCAAAUCCCAGCAUUUCCUUAAAUAUAGGCAUUGCGAAUUACUAGAUUUUAUCUGCAUUCUUGAUCACGAGAUAUAUAGAUUUGAUAAUUAACGUGCCUCUGCCAUUUUUAUCUGCAUUCUUUGGUUAAAUGAAAAUUACCUUUCCAAAAAUCAAACAUUUUCUCUUCCACUCUAACUUUACGGUUUAUUUUUUGGCUAGUUUCUCAUGUGCAUAUGCAUUUCAAAUCCCUGAGUUGCAGCCUUCAAAGUCCAUUUUAUUCGUGAAUUUUUCUACAAAUUUUAUUCGUACCUUUUGGAAUGUGAUAACCAAUUCUAUUCUUUUCUUUUUUAAUUUAUGCACUUCCAUUCAUUUGUUUCUGCGCAAAUUGUAGAUUAUUUGUGCUUAAUGUUCGUUGAUUGUUCGAGACAGCGAUUAUUGCCUUUGAACCUCGAUCAUCUGCAAAAGCGGUUAAUUUCGGAUUCAUUCUUCAUGCUUAAAUAUGAACCUUUUGGUCCGCGUAAGCGAAGCAAAAAAUUUACCUGCGAUGGAGUCGAACGGCUUUACCAAUCCGUAUGUUAAGCUAGAAUUGGGGCGGCAAGCGUUCAGGAGCAAAGCUGUGAAGAAAUGCUUGAAUCCGUCGUGGUCCGAGGAAUUCAUAUUAAAAGUUGAUGACUUGAAGAGAAAGCUUGUUGUAUCUGUUUUAGAUGAAGAAAGGUGUUUCAAUAAUGACUUUGUUGGGCAAAUCAAAGUGCCCGUAGCUUGGGUUUUCGAAGCCAAGGAUCAGUCUCUUGGCACUGCUUGGUACACUCUGCAUCCUAAGAGCAGGAAUGCCAAGAACAAGGAAUGUGGCGAAAUUCUUCUCACCAUUUGUUUGUUGCAAAAGAAUAUGCCAUUAGACGUGCCUCCUACCAGUGAUUCUGUAAUGUUGUCAAGGAAAUAUGCUGAUUCUCAGCACGAUUCACCCUCAAUCUCAAUGUCUUCCUCAAUGGCAUCUUCUCCUAUGAGGUUUGAGGAAGAAGUCCCGUCUAAGGAGGAAAAGGUUAAUGCACCAACAUUAGCUGGUCGGAUUGCAAAAAUUUUCAAUAAGAAUAUAGAGACAACAUCCAUUAGCUCUAUUGAAACAAGUGAUGUGUCAGAGGCUGAAAGUAUUGAUUCGGUGAGUCUGGAGCGCAAGUUUGGGGAACCUUCCUCAUCGGUCGAUUUCGAAGAACUAAUGAGAAGUCUGGAGACGAGAGAACAGAGUGGUGAAGUUCCAAGUUGUUUACCUGGAGGGGUAGUUCUUGAUCGAUUAUAUGCAAUAGCUCCUCGUGAAUUGAACUCCUUACUCUUUUCACCAGAUUCAAGCUUUUUCAAGUCUUUGGUAGACAUGCAAGGAUCGACUGAUUUACAAGUAAGAGCAUGGGAAUUCAAUAAUAAUGGUGACAGCCUGAAACGAACGGUGUCAUACAUUAAACCACCAACCAAAUUGGUUAAAGCUUUGAAAGCCACAGAGGAGCAAACAUAUUUGAAAGCUAAAGGUGGGACUUAUGUUGUUUUAGUCGUUGUGAGCACCCUGGAUGCUCCAUAUGGAAAAACUUUUAAGAUAGAACUUCUUUACUGCAUAACUCCUGGCCCAGAGCAGCCAUCGGGGGAGCAAUCUUCCCAACUGGUUGUUUCAUGGAGAAUUAACUUCUCGCAGAGCACUAUGAUGAAAGGUAUGAUUGAAAAUGGAGCAAGACAAGGCAUAAAAGAAUCUUUUGAUCAGUAUGAUAAAAUUUUAUCCCGCACUGUAAAGCCACUUGAUCUUAAAGAUUUAGGUUCGGAGAAAGACCAACUUUUGGCUUCUCUCCAGGUGGAGCAUCACUCUGAAUGGAAAUUGGCAGUUCAAUAUUUUGCUAAUUUCACAGUAGUCACGGCCAUUUUCACGUGGUUAUAUCUGCUCACGCACUUAUGCAUGGUUAUGCCUAGCAAAGUUCAGGGUCUCGAGUUUGUUGGUUUAGACUUGCCGGAUUCUGUUGGUGAGAUCAUAGUAAGUAUUUUGUUGGUUCUGCAAGGAAAACAAGUGCUGAAGUUAGUGUCCCGCUUCAUGCAAGCGAGAGCGCAGAAAGGAAGUGAUCAUGGAAUCAAAGGAAAAGGAGAUGGCUGGUUGCUCACUGUUGCCUUAAUUGAAGGAAGCAAUUUGGCAGCACCUAACUCGACUGCAACAUCAUCUGAUCCUUAUGUGGUGUUUACUUGCAAUGGAAAAAGAAGAACCAGCUCUAUCAAGUUUCAAAAGUCAGAACCUCUUUGGAAUGAAAUCCUUGAAUUUGAUGCGAUGAAUGAGCCUCCAUCUAGGUUGGACGUGGAAGUUUUUGAUUUUGAUGGGCCUUUUGUUGAACCCUCAUCUCUUGGACAUGCUGAAAUUAAUUUCUUGAAAUCUAAAAUUUCGGACUUGUCUGAUGUCUGGAUACCUCUACAAGGGAAGUUGGCUCAGGCAUGUCAAUCAAAGAUACACUUAAGAAUUUUCUUGAACAGUAGUAAGGCUAGUAAUAUUUUCCAAGAUUAUAUAGCUAAGGUGGAGAAGGAGGUUGGCAAGAAGAUAAGAUUACGGUCUCCUCAGACAAAUUCAGCUUUCCAGAAGCUUUUUGGGCUGCCCCCUGAGGAGUUUCUCAUCAAUGACUUCACCUGCUACCUGAGACGUAAAAUGCCUCUCCAGGGCCGUCUAUUUCUUUCAGCAAGAACGGUCGGGUUCCAUGCAGAUCUAUUUGGUCAGAAAACAAAGUUUUUCUUUCUCUGGGAAGAUGUAGAAGAUAUUCAACGUAUCCCUCCCACUCUAUCAUCAAUGGGAAGUCCUGUCAUCAGCGUGAUCCUACAACCUGGAAGAGGAACUGAUGCACGGCAUGGAGCGAGGUCACUAGAUGCAAAAGACAGGCUGGGGUUUCAUUUUCACUCGUUCGUAUCUUUGAAUGUCGCUCACAGAACAAUCAUGGCACUCUGGAGAGCUAGAGCCUUGCCACCUAAACAGAAGGAGCUUAUAUCGGAGAAAGAAUCCGAAGCACAUGAUGUCCGUGCUUCUGAAGACGAGUCCAUCCCUGAAGCCAUCCAAGCUGCGGAGGAGGAACUUGAGGUUAAUGGUGAUCUGAUUGAUGAUGACGAUUCUGAUGCUAAAAGCGUCCAGACUGAGGAGAACGCUUCUUUUCAGGGAGUUGAUGAUGUUAACGUGUCCAUGGUUUAUUCUGCCAUUUUACCACUUCCGACUAGUUUCUGCAUGGAAUUGUUCAGAGGGAGCGAGAUUGAGGAAAGGGUGAUGGAGAGAGCCGGAUGCCUCAACUACACUCACAGCCCGUGGGAAUCCGAAAAUCCAGACGUGCACCAGAGGCAGCUUUACUAUAAGCUUGAAAAAUGCAUACCUCUCUACAAAGGGGAAGUCACGAGUACCCAGCAGAAGCUUCGGCUCUCUGUUAAAAAUGGUUGGGUCAUCAAUGAAGUCAUGAGUCUCCAAGGCGUCCCACUCGGUGACAAUUUCGCACUUCACUUAAGGUAUCAGAUCGAGGAUCUCUCCGCGACUUAUGCAGCUUGUAGUGUUCAAGUGUACCUUGGAGUUGCAUGGCUCAAAUACACCAGAAACCAGAAACGGUUCACAAAGAAUAUCACGUCGAUUCUAAAGAAGCGUGUGAAGCUCGUGUUUAGCGUAUUGGAGAAGGAAUAUAUUUCAAAGUCGUAGACCUGUUUACGCCUGGAGCAGAUUCUAGUCGUGGUCGAGCAAAUAUGUCAUACAACUGUGAAGCAGAAAUCUGGAAUGAAACACCUGUUGUUAAACUAUAUAUCUACCAUGAGAAGAAGCCCGGGCUAGAAGAUGUCGUAGCUUGGGACAAAUAUGUUGAUACAACUCAGAAUGGGACAGAGUAGGGAAUUUCAAAUUGGAAGGCGGAAAGGUAAUUUUAUUUUUCAUGUUUUAUUUUUAGGAUGAGUAAGUCAUAGGGAAAUCUAUAUACAUGGGAAAUCUUAGCCAUAUUAGAUGGUAAUGUUCUAUAAAAUUUUAAUACACUUUUGUAUGUAAAAUCAAGGUUGUAUAUAUAGCCUUAAUGAAAGAAUAGCUUCCUAUUUCGGUCUA